Hypanus sabinus (Atlantic stingray) is the source of this 3284-nucleotide messenger RNA. RefSeq names its product HBS1-like translational GTPase (gene hbs1l). Lineage: Eukaryota; Metazoa; Chordata; Chondrichthyes; Myliobatiformes; Dasyatidae. Bases 1247 to 2890 code for a protein of 547 amino acids. Gene Ontology annotation, biological process: translation. Gene Ontology annotation, molecular function: GTP binding; GTPase activity. The transcript has 15 exons. The record is from RefSeq and is a predicted model, not a curated record.
UAUAGGACUUAACAUAUAAUGCUGACUCACUUUGUAUUUAUAUUCAAUUGUGAACUGAGUCAUCAGAAGAGAUGAUUUUGUUUUAGAUUGGAAUACUUAGCAUCAACUCGUUUUUUUGUUAAGCUCUUUCUCAUUUGAUUCACAAGCCUUUCCAACUGCUACUGCAGGUUGAAUAAAAUUUCUGAUGUAGAAGAUUGAAUGUUAUUACAAAAUCUUCCAAAUGACAUGGUUAAUUCAACCAGUGGUUACUGUCUUACGCAGUGCUGAACUUUACCUCAAAAGCAAACAAUGUUUCAAAUUUUGGUAAAGUUUUGUUUUUUUAAAAAGAUUCUGAAAAUAUAGUUACAUUUCUGUAGACCAACCUAUAUGAAACCAACAAAGUUUGUUUUUAUUUUUCUAACAUUCUUAUGCAUGUUUUACAGAAGUGCAGUUCUGCUGUAUUUUAAUCUUUGUAAAUAUUCAGAUUUCAUUUUGUAAUGGGGAAAAAAUCUUUCCCAAUUUCAAAAAUUUCUUUGGUUUAUACUGGCAAUAUUAACAAAAAAUGGAUUUUUGCAGCAAGUCAAUAACUCUGCUAAAGACAAGAAUUCUUAAGAACGUAAUUCAGAUUUGUAUUGAUUUAAGAACCUUUUAAAGGAAUAAAUAAAACCAGCUAAUGGCAUUUUUGGUGAUGGUAGUGAUUGGGAGAAUUGGUGGUGUUUUCAGUACGUUAGAAUUUACUAUUGAACUCAGCUGAGGACCAUGCAAAAUACUAUUUUCUCUGGUAGAAUUUUAUAUACAAGUCUAGAGUAGUUAUUUUUAAGAUUGUAAGUUUGUACUGAUUUCUGUCAGCUUUUCAAUUGAAAAAUGACUCAUAUAUUGUGAACAGUUUGAAGUUGUAUUCAGUGUUUACCAACUUUCAUUUUGUUGGCAAUUUGAAUAGUUGAAUGUGUAAUAAUAAUGCUGGCACAUGUGUUUUUAUGCCAUAGCUGAUACUGUUAGAGCUCAUUUUAAUUAUUAAUUAAGGUGGUGAAGAUUCCUCUCAUUUCUCCGAGGUUAAUAAGUAACUACAGAUGGCCCCGAGUAGUUGAAUUCUUAAAUGCAUGACUUCCUCCUGUGAUGCUUAACCUACUGUCCCAAUCUGCCGUAAAUGGUUGUCAAUCCACAGACAUCAUAUGUCCAGUAUAUUUAAACCUUUGUGACCUGGAAGUUAUUGAAGGCAUGGAAUUUUAGGCUUGAACUACUGUUUUCCUCCUGCUCUUGACCAAGCAUGUUUUAUGGUGUUUCAUUCUUAACUUGUUUACAUUCAGGCAAAGCAAGGGAGCAACCAACUAGAGUUGAUGCCGACAUCAUACCAAAAGUUGCAAAAAUGACAGUAUCUGGAAAACAAGUAACAGGAUUUAAUAUACCGAGAGCAAAUGCUGAUGAGAAUGACCACCUCCAAAAGGGUGCAGUGCCAAAUGAAGUUUUUCCAUCUGCCCUGCUGGAGACUUCUCUGAAGCCAAAUGCUGUAGGUUCUGUUUCCCCUUUAAAUGAAGAAACAACAGUGGUUCAGACACCAAGCAAAGUCUCUACCAAAACAAGACAGCAGCUUGAUGUGAAAGUUGAACUUGAAAAAAGGCAAGGAGGAAAGCAGCUUCUGAAUCUGGUUGUUAUUGGCCAUGUAGAUGCAGGCAAAAGUACUUUAAUGGGCCAUGUACUCUUUCUUCUGGGCAAUGUAAACAAACGUGUCAUGCACAAAUAUGAACAAGAAUCAAAAAAAGCAGGAAAAGCCUCAUUUGCCUUUGCUUGGGUUCUGGACGAAACAGGUGAAGAAAGGGAAAGAGGUGUAACAAUGGAUGUAGGAGUGACAAAGUUUGAAACUAAGACAAAAGUGAUCACAUUAAUGGAUGCACCAGGUCACAAAGACUUCAUUCCAAAUAUGAUUACAGGUGCUGCACAGGCUGAUGUUGCAAUCCUAGUUGUAGAUGCAAGUCGUGGAGAAUUUGAGGCUGGAUUUGAGGCUGGUGGGCAGACAAGAGAACAUGCAUUGCUUGUUCGCUCUCUUGGUGUAACACAGUUGGCUGUUGCUGUUAACAAGAUGGAUCAGGUGAAAUGGCAACCUGAAAGAUUUAAAGAGAUUUCUAUCAAACUUGGGCACUUCUUGAAACAAGCAGGUUUCAAAGAUUCUGAUGUUGCUUACAUUCCUACAGCUGGUUUGACUGGCGAGAAUUUAACUGCUAGAAGUCAAGUUGCAGAACUCAGAGCCUGGUACAAUGGACCUUGCCUGUUAGAGCAGAUUGAUUCUUUUAAAUCACCUCAAAGACCAGUGGAAAAACCAUUUAGAUUGUGUGUGUCAGAUGUUUUUAAAGAUCAAGGAUCAGGAUUCAAUGUUGCAGGUAAAAUUGAAGCAGGAUAUGUUCAGACUGGAGAUCGAGUGCUGGUUGUCCCUCCAAAUGAAACUUGCACAGUUAAAGGAAUCACCUUGCAUGAGGAGCCACUCGAUUGGGCUGCAGCAGGGGAUCACGUCAUUCUCACUGUCACUGGUGUGGAUAUUAUAAAAAUAAAUGUGGGAUGUAUUUUUUGUGAUCCAAAAGCACCAAUAAAAACAUGCACAAUGUUUAGAGCUAGAGUUCUUAUUUUCAAUAUUGAUAUUCCAGUCACGCAAGGUUUACCAGUUUUGUUACACUACCAAACAUUAAGUGAACCAUGUACAAUCAGAAGACUGGUGAGUGUCCUGCACAAGAGUUCAGGGGAGGUGCUUAAGAAAAAACCAAAAUGUCUGACUAAAGGGCAGAAUGCCCUGAUCGAGCUACAGGCCCAGAGACCUGUUUCUUUGGAACUCUACAAAGACUUUAAAGAGUUGGGUCGUUUUAUGUUACGUUAUGGUGGCUCCACCAUAGCAGCAGGAGUGGUCACUGAGAUAAAAGAAUGAUUGCAGAGAGGAAUUUCCUAAUACUCAACUUAUCCUAAUUAAGAAUCAGGUCAAUGUGACAAGGUCCCACAACUGUAAAGGAUGUAGGAACUGUGGUUGGCAAAACAAAGUGCAAUUUAUAAUAACCUAAAGUUGAACUCCAGUGAAUGUGAAUUUGCCCUUCUGUAAUAUUGUACUCAAGGAAGCAAUUGACAGAAUGGUCUUCUCAGUUUAUUGACUCAUACUGCCAGUGAUACCUCCUCAAGCAUAGCUGCACUGUGUCUGCGAAGCAUCUGUGCAGCUCUGUGCAAUUACUUUUCUUGAUUUUUAUCUGUAUCCUGAACGUGUGCAUAAAAUGCAUUAAAAAAAAGGAUCAACUUAUAUUGGCUGCACGAUGACCCACAGUUGACAAAUA